Molecule: messenger RNA, 1975 nt
Organism: Hylaeus volcanicus
Lineage: Eukaryota; Metazoa; Arthropoda; Insecta; Hymenoptera; Colletidae
Gene: Cdc37
Product: hsp90 co-chaperone Cdc37
Exons: 5
Coding region: 328-1452 (374 amino acids)
Biological process (GO): protein stabilization; protein folding
Cellular component (GO): cytoplasm
Molecular function (GO): protein-folding chaperone binding; protein kinase binding; heat shock protein binding
Source: RefSeq, a predicted model, not a curated record
UAUUUCAAUAAAUUAUUAUAUCGCAAUUAUAUUUGCUUGGGUUUGGUCUAAUUUCAUAGUUGUAAAUAAUUUGCAAUCAGGGAACAUUGAGAAACACUGUUAUGAUAUAUCGAAUAAUCAUAUCGAAGAUCGAAUGGAUAUCGCACGUAUAUAAGUUCUACAUUCACGUUAGUGCAAUUGACAAUUAAACUACGGCAAGUAUAGGCAGAUAUAGGCGUCGCAAUUCUUAUUUAAUAGAAGUGCAACAGUACUUUAUGUCCUAAGUUACAUUUAUAAAAUAACCAGAGACAAAUUAUCACAAAAGAAUUAUAUUUAACGGACCGAACAAUGGUGGACUACAGCAAGUGGAAAGAUAUUGAGAUCUCGGAUGAUGAGGAUGAAACUCACCCAAAUAUCGAUACACCAUCUCUAUUCAGAUGGCGUCAUCAAGCAAGAAUUGAAAGAAUGGAAGAACAAAAACGAGAACACGAGGAGCACGAAAGAAAAAAAACACAGAUGCUUCAAAAAUUGAAAGAAACAAAGGAACAACUUUCAAAAUUAGAAAAUGAACAAAAGGAUUCUGCUGAUUUAACCGCACUAAAGAAGGUUUUACAAGAUCUUGAAGAGGAAGAAAAGAAGAUUCGGCAGAAAGAGGAAGAAUUUAAGAAAAAGGAAAAGCUGACACCUUGGAAUGUGGAUACUAUUAGUCAAGAUGGCUUUACAAAAACUGUAAUUAAUACAAGGCCAGGUCGUAGAGAAGAUGAUUCUGGUUUGUCAGAUGAAGAGAAAGAAAAGAGAACGAAACAAUUUGUUGAAGAACAUAAAAAAAAGAUAAAAGAAUUUGGUAUGUUAAAGAGAUACGACGACAGUAAGAAAUUUUUGUCAGAAAAUCCUCAUUUAGUGUGUGAAAAUACUUUAAACUACUUAGUGGUCUGGUGUAUUAACUUGGAAAUUGAGGGAAAACAUGAUUUGGUAGAACAUGUUGCCCAUCAGUGCAUAUGUAUGCAAUACAUAUUCGAGUUAUCAAAGCAACUGGAUGUCGAUCCAAGAGCAUGCGUGGGCUCAUUUUUCAGUCGCAUUCAAAUUGCGGAAGUAGAAUAUAAAAAUUCGUUUGAUGAUGAAAUUAGAGCAUUUAAAGAUAGAAUACGUAAAAGAGCUGUAGAGAAAGUUGCAGAAGCCCUUAAAGAGGUAGAAGAAGAAGAAAGGAAAGCGCGUCUUGGACCAGGUGGUCUUGAUCCACUUGAAGUAUUUGAAAGUCUACCAGAGCCUCUACAAAAAUGUUUUGAAACACGAGAUAUUCCGUUACUGCAUCAAACAAUGGCGGAAAUGCCAAAGGAAGAAGUAGCUUAUCAUAUAAAGCGAUGUGUUGAUAGCGGCCUUUGGUUACCUGAUGCAAAAGCUAAGGAAAAAUUGGAUGGAGAAGAAGAAGAAGAGUCAUUAGAUGAAACAAAAGAAACACCAGAUCCAGAAUAACAUGAAUCCAUAUAAAUUCUGUGUGUUGAGAUUCAUGAGUUCAUUUAUGCAAGUAUCCUUUAAUAUCAUGAAUAUGUUAAAAUAAAAUAUUGUCACUGGGCAGUGAAUAUAAAAUUCUCAUCUUCGUUAGUUUUUUCUUAUUCUAAUAUUAUAUUACUGUGUUACACUUUACCUUAUUUUAAGAUUGAAUUACUAUAUAAUUCCGAUUUAUCAUAGGAAAUGUGAAUAUAAGAAAUUGUUAAUUAAACGAACCAGUUAUACAGUGAAAUCCUAAACAUUUUAUAUCGAUAUAUUACACCGAUUGUUUCACAUUUUUGUCCUAUAUAAGCAUUUGCAGGAAUCGAUAUUUGUAUAUAUUUGCUAAGUAUUACAUUUUAAAAAAAACAUGUAUGUGUAUAUAAAUUUCAUCUGCUAUGUAUGCAUUACGUGAACACCAUAUUUUCUUCUCAUUAUUACCUCUCAUGUACAUUAAACAAUGCAGACAUUAAAAUUAUUAUGUAAAUAAAGAAACUUGGAAAAAAUA